GAAUAACUCUGUACAUAGCGACAUAGAAAAACCCUAGCAGUAUAUUACUCCUCUCAGCUUCUCAAUUUGUAGACUGCUCGCGCUUCUACUCCUUCAGAUCGCCGAAAAUGCCGUUCAAGAGGUUCGUGGAGAUUGGAAGGGUAGCCCUAAUCAACUACGGAAAGGAUUAUGGAAGGCUCGUUGUUAUCGUCGACGUCAUCGACCAAAAUAGGGCUCUUGUUGAUGCUCCGGACAUGGUGAGGAGCCAGAUGAACUUCAAGAGGCUUUCUCUUACAGAUAUCAAAAUUGACAUCAAAAGAAUCCCAAAGAAGAAGACCCUGGUUGAGGCUAUGGAAGCUGCUGAUGUGAAGACCAAGUGGGAGAACAGUUCAUGGGGAAGGAAGUUGAUAGUGCAGAAGAGGAGGGCUGAACUUAAUGAUUUUGACAGGUUCAAGCUUAUGUUGGCAAAGAUUAAGAGAGCCGGAGUUGUGAGACAGGAGCUUGCAAAGCUCAAGAAGACUGCUGCUUGACAACUCUCUGAUCAGUUCAACUGAUAUAUAGGAUUUUUGGAUCUUGUAUUUUGUUUAGCUUUGAUGGAUGUUAUUAGAAGUCGUCUGUUAUAUUUCAUGCCUUGCAAUAUUUAAGACUUUUUUAUAUCAAUUUUUGUCUGAGAUUUUUGCUGAAUUAUGAUAUGGGAAACCGCCAACUUCUGUAUCAUCUGCUGCUCCUUCUUUCCUGAA
Messenger RNA from Solanum dulcamara, 719 nucleotides. Its product is annotated as probable 60S ribosomal protein L14. NCBI's taxonomy places the organism in Eukaryota, Viridiplantae, Streptophyta, Magnoliopsida, Solanales, Solanaceae. Bases 108 to 509 code for a protein of 133 amino acids. The transcript has 5 exons. Gene Ontology annotation, cellular component: ribosome; cytosolic large ribosomal subunit. Gene Ontology annotation, molecular function: structural constituent of ribosome; RNA binding. Gene Ontology annotation, biological process: translation; ribosomal large subunit biogenesis. The record is from RefSeq and is a predicted model, not a curated record.